UAGGUAGACAAUGAUUCGUUGAGCGCGGUCUAAGUCUCUCCCCCGUUGGCUGGGUUGUACACGUCAGCAGUCAAUAAGUUGUGCCCAACAUGUAUGAUAGUCCAAUCAUACGCUUCCUGGAAUGAACGUGCUAACUUAUAACACCUACUUUAUGGUGGCGAAAACAAGCGGCGGAAGCAACAGAUUGCCAAAUGACACGGUUUUGAAGUGGAAAGACGGUCACGCGAGGGAACAGAAACUGUCAAAGUGUGUGUGACAUUUUGUUGAAGACACACGUGACGCGACGUCUUGCCAUCGACACUGAAGAGUUGGAUUUUUACCGCACAAGGAAACUUUGUGGAUGACAAGUUUACUAUGUGGACGCACACGCGAGGGUGAAUGAAAACCACUGCUUUUGUGAUCCUUAGUCUGUUUUCACCCUGAGAAAAUGAGGUUUCGGUUGCUCAGGAAGAAUCUGCUCGUCCUGCUGGGUGUUUCCUUUGUAGUUUUUGCUCUGCUGUUUUCUACACGUGUGUUUUUAUAUCCCGUAAAGGAAAACAGUGAACCUAACUCUGUCCAUGCAAAUCAGCCUUUGCAUCCAGGUGAGAGGAUGAAGUUAAACUUUGGGUCACUGACGGAACUGACUGAGUCUAUUUACAGUUCCAAUUACAAGCAGUGUGUUUACAAUGCUGAUAAGUUUCCAGGAGAGCCCGAACUUGUGCUGGUUGUGCAGGUCCACAACAGGCCUGAAUAUCUCAGGUUACUCAUCAAGUCACUGGAGAAAGCUGCUGAGGUCCACAGCUUCCUCCUCAUCUUCAGCCAUGACUAUUUUACAGAGCAAAUAGACGCCAUUGUGCAAGGUAUUACUUUUUGCAAAGUACUGCAGAUUUAUUUCCCUUUCAGUACUCAGCUGUAUCCCAAUGAGUUUCCUGGGCAGGAUCCACGAGACUGCCCUCGAGACAUACCCAAGGACAAUGCCCUCAAAAUAGGAUGCAUCAAUGCAGAACACCCUGACUCCUAUGGACACUACAGGGAGGCUUCCAUCACUCAAACCAAACACCACUGGUGGUGGAAAAUGCACUUUGUAUGGGAGCGAGUGCAGGCAUUGCAGGGAUACAACGGCUAUGUCAUUUUUCUGGAGGAGGACAACUACAUCCUACCUGACUUUUUCCAUUUCUAUAGAUCAAUGGCAGAGUUCAAGAAGAACAGCUGCCCUGACUGUGACAUUCUAGCUGUGGGUAACCAUAAUAGCCUCAAUGAUUUUACCAGACUAUCAAAUAAAGUGAUGACAACUGGGUGGAUGUCCACCAAGCACAACAUAGGCAUGGCCAUAUCCAAGGAAGUUUACUACAAACUGAUGGGCUGUACCAAAGAGUUCUGCACUUACGAUGACUACAACUGGGAUUGGACUAUGCAGCACAUCUCUGGAACCUGCAUAUCAAAGCCCCUCAAGGUGCUUGUGGCACAGGGCUCUAGGGUUCUCCACACUGGAGACUGUGGCCUCCACCAAAAGGAAAACUGCAGGCCGGAAUGGGCGUCUCAGAAAGUUGAAGAGAAUCUUCAAUUGGUCAAGCACGGCCUCUUCCCUCAGUCUCUGGUUCUUGAUAGUGCAGACGCAGUGGAGCACAAGGCACAUAUGAAGAAUGGAGGAUGGGGAGAUGUUCGAGACCAUAGUCUGUGCAAUGAUUAUGCCAAACGCCUUUAAGAUACAACUUUUCUUUAAGAAUUAAGAGUAAAACCUGUAUGGGUAUUCUGCUAAUUUUCCGUUCACUCACAGCUUUUCAGGGUUUCAGAGGCUGGAGACACUUUGUGUUAUUAAUGAACUCUUUUCAGUGAGGUCUUCCAGGAAACAGGACCAAAUCAAAUUCAAGCAUAUUUAAACACAACAUACUUAAGUUUGUUUGUUAAGUUUUUUGUUUUAAUUCACCAAAGACUCGCCAAAGAUCUUGAUCCUUGUUGCUGUGUGAAAUGCAUGUAAGCUUUGUAAUGAUGUUUAAUUACAACUAAUCAAGUUUGUCAGUUUCUCAAAUGCCAAAAUGUUAGUUUAAUAUCAUGACAAAGGGACAAUAUAGGAAAAUGUAAAAGGGAGGGCGUACCCACUCUACAGUUCCUUAACAUAGAAUUCCAUACAAGAUUUUUUACAAACUAGUUCAAUAUGUGAAUUAAUGGGUUGAGUUGAUUUUUAAACCUUUUUGCUGCAAUAUGUUUAUUAUUGCUUUUUAUGAUAAAUUGUGGUAUGCUACAACUAGAUAGCACAUACAAUGUACUGACUUAGAGCUUUAAUCAAUGCGUGACUAUUUUAAAUUCAGAAAGAUGCAGGUUAAGAAUUCAUACAACAGAAAUUAUGAUACUGAAUGUAACCUGUCAGAUUCUGUUAGUUAUAACCUGAGGCCUUUUCUGAGGUUUGGUCACCUGACACAAUGAGAUUAAAUGGUCCUCUACUCUUACUGUAUCUAGCUCUGUUUGCAACCAUGCAAACUGGCAUAAUAUUGGUUUUUUUUCUGUUUUAUUUACUUUCUGAUAGAGGCAAAUUGACCCUUUGGAACCAUGUUAAAGACUUGUAGUUCUACAAAACCAGGGUCAUCUCUGACCCCUCAGUUUACCAGAACUAAAUGAAAACUCACUAAAGAGCUUUUAAAUUGUAUCAACAGGGAACAUUUCUAUUUUAUAAUGUUCAUUUAAUUCUUGAAAGCUUCAUAAUGAUAUCCAAAUGCAACUGUACUUACUUAUUUUUACAGUGUGAAAAAUGACAGAACUACCACUAGCAUUUUGAUGCUAUUAUCGCCUUAAAGCUGACCAAAAGUGCCUUCUUAUUGUUCCUCUGUGCCUUUAAUGUAGUGUAAGAUAUACAUAUUAUAAUGGUGCACUGAUAUCAAUGUUCACAAACGUGUAAAUGCUGGGGACUUGUGGUUUUCCUGAUGUGUGUUGGUAGUGUCCAUAUCCAUGCAAUGUUAAGGGAAAGUAGAUUGUGAAUGUAUCACAAAGUCUUGAUUCUCAGUCAGGUGAGAUGAUGAAUCACUUUGGUGUCUUCCUUGUAGCGGGUAAAAGUGGCCUAAGAUAAGGCAGGUGCACCUUACUGAGCCUCAUGGAGGUUACUGCAAAAUAUAUACUCAAUGAUUUUGAUGAGAAUGAAAUCAGUUCUUUAUUUUGAAAGGCAAAAUACAUCCCUCGGGACCAGCCUAUGUAAAUGACAGUGAAAUACAUGAAGAUGUACAUAUUUGGAUGACUUCCUCUAAUGUCUGUAUGAGUUUUCUUUGUGAGGUGCACAGUUGCCGACUGAAUGUUUUUUUUUUUUGUUUCUCUCAGUCAUUUAAAAAACUAUUCAGUGUUCACAAAGUGUUUGGAAAAAUAAAAGGGAGAAAUGAAAAAGGAA
This is a messenger RNA of Notolabrus celidotus (New Zealand spotty), 3352 nucleotides long. RefSeq names its product alpha-1,6-mannosyl-glycoprotein 2-beta-N-acetylglucosaminyltransferase. Gene Ontology annotation, cellular component: Golgi membrane; Golgi stack. Gene Ontology annotation, molecular function: alpha-1,6-mannosylglycoprotein 2-beta-N-acetylglucosaminyltransferase activity. Lineage: Eukaryota; Metazoa; Chordata; Actinopteri; Labriformes; Labridae. The record is from RefSeq and is a predicted model, not a curated record. Gene Ontology annotation, biological process: oligosaccharide biosynthetic process; protein N-linked glycosylation. Bases 428 to 1684 code for a protein of 418 amino acids. The transcript is spliced from 2 exons.